Messenger RNA from Marmota flaviventris (yellow-bellied marmot), 5600 nucleotides. Lineage: Eukaryota; Metazoa; Chordata; Mammalia; Rodentia; Sciuridae. The record is from RefSeq and is a predicted model, not a curated record.
AGUGGCAGAAGAGGGCUAGGCUGAGAGGGAAGGCGAGGACUGUAGAGGAGGGAGACAGCCCGCCCUCCCCGCGAGCCUGCAGGAUGCGGCAGGGGACCGGGGGCACGGGGAGGUACUAACCCCCCCCCCACCCCCAGCCCCUGAUCCGGGCUUACAGACCGGGUUCGCGGGUCAGUUUCCUGCCAAGUGAAGCAAAGAAGCAAAGGCGCCGAGGGAGAACUGGGGGUGCCCAUCCCUAGAGUCAGUCCCUCGGCGAACGGGGGUAAAGGAGAGAAGAAAAAGGAGUCAGUGAGCGAAGAGGGGAAGGAAAAACCUGUCUCCAGACUGGCUCCGGAGCGUCGGAGAGACUGGGGCGCUCCGCGCCAUCGUCUUCAAUGCCUCUCUGAACACCCUUUAGGAAGAGUGUGAGAGAAAGAGAGCGCGCGCCAGGGAGAGGAGAAAAGAAGAUGAGGAUUAUUUGCAGACAGAUUGUCUUGUUAUUUUCUGGCUUUUGGGGACUCGCCAUGGGAGCCUUUCCGAGCAGCGUGCAAAUAGGUGGUCUCUUCAUCCGAAACACAGAUCAGGAAUACACCGCUUUUCGAUUAGCAAUUUUUCUUCAUAACACCAGCCCCAAUGCGUCGGAAGCUCCUUUUAAUUUGGUACCUCAUGUGGACAACAUUGAGACAGCCAACAGUUUUGCUGUAACAAAUGCCUUCUGUUCCCAGUAUUCUAGAGGAGUAUUUGCCAUUUUUGGACUCUAUGAUAAGAGGUCAGUACAUACCUUGACCUCGUUCUGCAGCGCCUUACACAUCUCCCUCAUCACACCAAGUUUCCCUACUGAGGGGGAGAGCCAGUUUGUGCUGCAGCUAAGACCUUCAUUGCGAGGAGCACUCCUGAGUCUGCUGGAUCACUAUGAAUGGAACUGUUUUGUCUUCCUGUAUGACACAGACAGGGGAUACUCAAUACUUCAAGCUAUAAUGGAAAAAGCAGGACAAAAUGGUUGGCAUGUCAGCGCUAUAUGUGUGGAAAAUUUUAAUGACGUCAGCUACAGACAACUUCUAGAAGAACUUGACAGAAGACAAGAGAAGAAAUUUGUGAUAGACUGUGAGAUAGAGAGACUUCAAAAUAUAUUAGAACAGAUUGUGAGUGUUGGAAAGCAUGUUAAAGGCUACCAUUAUAUCAUUGCAAAUUUGGGAUUCAAGGACAUUUCACUUGAGAGGUUUAUACAUGGUGGAGCCAAUGUGACAGGAUUCCAGUUGGUAGAUUUUAAUACACCUAUGGUAACCAAAUUAAUGGAUCGCUGGAAGAAACUAGAUCAGAGAGAGUAUCCAGGAUCUGAGACUCCCCCAAAGUACACUUCUGCCCUGACUUAUGACGGAGUCCUGGUGAUGGCUGAAACAUUCCGAAGCCUCAGAAGGCAGAAAAUCGAUAUCUCAAGGAGAGGAAAUGCUGGAGAUUGUCUGGCAAACCCUGCUGCCCCAUGGGGCCAGGGAAUUGACAUGGAGAGGACACUCAAACAGGUUCGGAUUCAAGGGCUGACUGGGAAUGUUCAGUUUGACCACUAUGGACGUAGAGUAAAUUACACAAUGGAUGUGUUUGAGCUAAAGAGCACAGGACCUCGAAAGGUUGGUUACUGGAAUGAUAUGGACAAAUUAGUCUUGAUUCAGGAUGUCCCUACUCUUGGCAAUGACACAGCAGCCAUUGAGAACAGAACAGUGGUUGUGACCACAAUCAUGGAAUCCCCCUAUGUUAUGUACAAGAAAAAUCACGAAAUGUUUGAAGGAAAUGACAAGUAUGAAGGAUACUGUGUAGAUUUGGCAUCUGAAAUUGCAAAACAUAUUGGUAUCAAGUAUAAAAUUGCCAUUGUCCCUGAUGGAAAAUAUGGAGCAAGGGAUGCAGACACAAAAAUCUGGAAUGGGAUGGUAGGAGAACUUGUUUACGGGAAAGCAGAGAUUGCUAUUGCCCCUCUGACAAUCACUUUGGUACGAGAGGAGGUCAUUGACUUCUCUAAGCCCUUCAUGAGUUUGGGUAUAUCUAUCAUGAUCAAAAAGCCUCAGAAAUCUAAACCAGGAGUGUUUUCCUUCUUGGAUCCUCUGGCCUAUGAGAUUUGGAUGUGCAUAGUCUUUGCCUACAUUGGUGUCAGCGUGGUCUUGUUCCUAGUUAGUAGAUUUAGUCCGUAUGAGUGGCACACAGAAGAGCCAGAGGAUGGAAAAGAAGGACCCAGCGACCAGCCUCCCAAUGAGUUUGGCAUCUUUAACAGCCUCUGGUUUUCCCUGGGUGCUUUCAUGCAGCAAGGAUGUGACAUCUCACCCAGAUCCCUCUCAGGUCGAAUCGUUGGAGGUGUUUGGUGGUUCUUUACACUCAUCAUUAUAUCAUCUUAUACUGCUAACCUGGCUGCUUUUCUGACUGUUGAGCGAAUGGUCUCCCCAAUAGAAAGUGCAGAAGACCUGGCCAAACAAACAGAAAUUGCCUAUGGAACUCUGGAUUCAGGGUCAACAAAAGAAUUCUUCAGAAGAUCAAAAAUAGCAGUGUAUGAAAAGAUGUGGACCUACAUGCGAUCAGCAGAGCCAUCAGUGUUCACUAGGACUACAGCUGAGGGAGUGGCUCGUGUCCGCAAAUCCAAGGGCAAAUUUGCCUUUCUCCUGGAGUCCACUAUGAAUGAAUACAUUGAGCAGCGAAAGCCAUGUGACACGAUGAAAGUGGGAGGAAAUCUGGAUUCGAAAGGCUAUGGAGUAGCAACGCCCAAGGGUUCCUCAUUAAGAAAUGCUGUUAACCUCGCAGUUUUAAAACUGAAUGAACAAGGCCUCUUGGACAAAUUGAAAAACAAAUGGUGGUACGACAAAGGAGAAUGUGGCAGCGGGGGAGGUGACUCCAAGGACAAGACGAGUGCCUUGAGCCUGAGCAACGUAGCAGGCGUCUUCUACAUUCUGGUUGGCGGCUUGGGCUUGGCAAUGCUGGUGGCUUUGAUAGAGUUCUGUUACAAGUCCAGGGCAGAAGCGAAGAGAAUGAAGGUGGCAAAGAGUGCACAGACUUUUAACCCAACUUCCUCGCAGAAUACCCAGAAUUUAGCAACCUAUAGAGAAGGUUACAACGUAUAUGGAACCGAAAGUAUUAAAAUUUAGGGCUGACCUUUUCUGAAGCCAUAAGAAACAAAGCCAGGUUAUCCAUCACUGGGAGCGUGGGAGAAAACGGCCGCGUCUUGACACCCGACUGCCCAAAGGCUGUACACACGGGAACUGCAAUUAGACAAAGUUCAGGAUUGGCUGUCAUUGCAUCGGACCUACCAUAAAAACCAAAAAAAUAAUUGAGUGCCUUAAUUAAACUGUGUUGGUGACUGAUGGAAACACAGCCCUGAGGGACACCGCAAGCGCGGGUCUUUGCUAAACCAAUCUUUUGGCUGAGAGCGGGAAGUACGUCCUAAAGCGCGGGGACCUCAGCCGCAGCAGCAACGUGUGCAUGAGCUCAGCUCGGAAACCCAAACUCAGAUUUUAUAUCAGGAAAACUCACAAUUUAGGUUUUUUCGGGGAGUGGGUGGGGGGGGGGAGCCGGGACGGGUGUAUUAACAACAACAAAUUUCACUGAGUGGACUUAAAAACUAAUCAGACUUGCCUGUUAGCGCAUUACACUGAAGUUCUUGCUCAGAAAGGCCUUUGUCGUCACCGAAAGGGAUAAAAUAGAUAAUAGAAGUCAAUGAACAUGCUAACCUGCGUCUCCAGAACACCCAUAUAGUCAAUGGAAGAAUAUCCAGCUGAGGAAACAAAUCACUAAACUGUGAUAAGAAAAUAAUAAACAAACAUGUAAAUCCUGUGAAAAAAAAUUAAAGGAAGUAUUUACACUUACUUUGGAGAAAAAAAAAAUACUGAAACAUGCUUGCUUUUUAACUGACGUAAAUUCAGUAGAGGACAACACGAUUCUUUUUUCUAACCAUCUUAGGGAACAAUACAUUGCAAUAAUUGAUAUAAAUGCCAUCACUGUAAUAAACUUUAGAGACUUUUUUCUAUAAAAGUUGUUGGUCAUCUUCUUGUUUGCUGUAACCUUCACUCUGUCACAUGAGCCGGUUCACAGAUUGCAUCCAUCUCCACUACCAGGAACAAAAACAAAAUGAAGAAAAUGUUGACGUUAAAUCAUCAGUCUACAAUGUAGAAUCAACAGAGACUACGGGUCACUCAUGUUAUCGAUCUUAUUUAUAAUCUUGUUCUGUGUACAAAAUUGUGGUUUUUGUACCCACCAAAAAGAAUAAAACAGCAGAUGUUCUUACAAUAUCUACAAAGCUUAAAAGGUUUUUUUUUUUUUUUUUACCAUUAUAAACAUUAUUUGAGAAAUUACAAGAGUACACAAAGGAUUGUAGAAGUCAAAUGGUGGGCCAUAUUGGAAAAUGUAGCUAGCCCUUAUUCUUUUUGCAUACUAAACUGUCCUUUUGUUGCAGAUCUUUGACUGGUUAGCAGGUUAAAUUGUUAAAGAUGGAGUCUUUGAGUCUGGAAUGAAUCAUUGUCCUACAGCAACCAUACCCUGUACCUGUGCUGAAAUUUUACUUGACUGUAUUUUGCUGCAUAAAAUUAUGUGUUUGGUGGGCUUCUUCCCCCAUUCCUAUUGUUCCAUUUAAAUCCUUUGAAGGCACUAGUAAUAGUUUGGGGUGGAUCACAAAUGAAUAAUUAGUCCUUGAUUUCACCAGGAAAUUAUAAUGAAAAUUAUAUCUAUAUUCAUUAAUAAAAAUUAAUUUGUUAUACAUGUAGUAAAUAAACAAGGUUCAAAGGAAGAUUUGGCUCAUUUGAAAUAAUAAAUAAGUACUCUAGUACAGAUAAAAAUCACAUACUUAGGGAUCUUGGCAGAAAGCACAAGUUAGGAUGAUUUCAAAACUCUGUCCUUGAAGGAUGAGUCAAGUUUUAAAAGGAGGAGAAGGUGUUGAGAGCCUUAUGGAUGAGCAGUGUCCAACACCAUGCAUGUCAAUGGCUUGCUUGAGGAAUGUAUGCACCUAGGUGAGCUGGCAAGAGUACUAGUGUGAUAAUCAUGCAAAAUAAUAUGGAGAAGGUGAAGGGUUAAUUUCCUUCCCUUACCUCUUGAGAUUACCAUCCCUCAUUCAAUCUCUGCCACAGGAAGAGCAAUCUUUAAAAGUAUAAAUCUGAUAAUGCACAAGUGCACUGUUCCUUCAAGAAAUAUUCCAAGUUCUUGAGCAAAUGAAUCCCUUUGUGAUCAGGCCCUUGCUGUGUAUCUUCAAGGACUUCUCUCACUUCUAUCUAACUCCUCUGACAGAAAAUGAACCUCCCAAGCAGCACAUGGAACACUGCGUGUAUUAUUUCCUCAGUCUAUAACUCUUCCCUGUCUCCUCCUUACCGGACUAACACUCAUCCUUCAGUACUCAAAUUGAAUUGUACUUGUCCUGGGAGGACUUUCACGACUGCCCACCACCCCUGCCUACGAGUUAGGUGCCACUCUUAAUGUUUCUCCCCCAUCACAGCACUUGCCAUACUGCAUUGUAAUUGCCUGUGUAUUUGUCUGUAAACUACUAGACUGUAAGCUCCUUGAGGGCAGGGACUGUGUCUAUCUUGUUCACAGUUGUAUCCCCAGCACCCAGCACAGUGCCUGGCAUAUUGUAGGUGCUUAAUAAAUAUUUGUUGAACGAA